Messenger RNA from Cryptococcus wingfieldii CBS 7118, 2679 nucleotides. RefSeq lists its product as hypothetical. The record is from RefSeq and is a predicted model, not a curated record. Gene Ontology annotation, molecular function: protein binding. The transcript is spliced from 5 exons. Lineage: Eukaryota; Fungi; Basidiomycota; Tremellomycetes; Tremellales; Cryptococcaceae. The coding region runs from base 1 to 2679 and encodes 892 amino acids.
AUGCUCAGGCCUAGCAUAGCCAGGAAGGUCCUCCGGGUCCGCUCGGCCAGGCUGGGAUACAGGGGUCUGCACUCGCAUCUCCUAAACAUCUCUUACAGCCCUCUGCCGUCUGAACAUCCUUCCGAGCCCCCCAUCGCUACUCGAUUCCCUUUGUACCGACGCGAAGAGUAUCAGAGGGAGCCACCCAUCACCCAAGCAAUGAUCGACUCAUUGCCCACAGACGAAGGCCUCUCUCGACAGCUGAAACGCAAAGUCACCAAGAAAGCAGUAGAGGAUAUUCCCGAAUGGUCCGAGCAGGAUUUGCGGGCCUUCUACCUUGAUCUGGUCAAGACUGGGGUCAAAGAAGGAGAGAGUCUGGAAGCUAUCGAAGCCCCUGGGAACCAGGUCGAAUUAUUGAGCGACGAACAGAGACGAAGCACAUUGGCGAAGAUGUCGUCGAGGCUAUUGGGCCAAGGCCAAGACCACUCCAAUGAGGCCUCCAGUCUUCCGCCAGUGCACCGGGGAAAAGUCUCAUUCUCAAGACUGCCUUAUGCGAUCUUAGAGUCAUUGGCACCUUUGGCCGUCCUCAGCGGACCGAGUGAGACCAGCAAAGGCAAGGCCGUCGAAAAUGUGGCUGCGAGGCUUGAUGUUCCUUUGGGGCUGGUCAACAACACCGAAUGGAAUGCUCUCUUUCAAGAGCUUAUACAAAGACAAGAUGCCAUCGCGGCCGAGACCGUGCUGGAUCUCAUGAACGCUCACGGGAUGCCCGUGGACUUGCACUUGAUUGACGAGAUCAUGCAUGUGCAUGCUAUGCAAGGGCGCCCGGAUGAGGUCAAACGCCUUGUGCUGGAAGUUGCCGCUGCUGGAGACGCCAUUCUCCCUGUCCAUCAGGACAAGAUAGUCUUGUCCCUCUUGCAACAAUCCCCAUCCGAUGCCCGCCCUGCUAUCGCCCACCUUCGACAGGCCGAAGAAGCAGCAACCCCCUUCCCGCAAUCUUCAUACCAACUCGUCAUAUCCCACCUCACUACCCCCUCCCCAGACGUCCAUCCCAACGCCCAUACGCGCUCCCUCGCUUGGGAUCUGUUUGCCCAUAUGCGACUGAAGGCCCAUCCAACACCUACGAGAGAAAUGUACGCUACGAUGAUCAGGAGCUGCGGGGAUGCCAAUCAGCCUCAGCCGGAGAGAGCUCGAGAUCUUUGGCUCGAAAUGACUCAGCAGGAGAGACUGGAGCCGAACGGUGAGGGGUACAAUGCCAUCAUUCGAGCUUUGGGGAGCACCAAGAAGGAUUAUCUCGAAGCUUUUGAUCUCUUACGCCAAAUGCUUGUCAAGCACAAUGACGCAACCUUCGUGCCCUUUGAAGAACACAAUGACAUUUCUCGCUUCAGCAAAUUUGUCCCCACUCUCGAAACUUUCAACGCCGUAUUGGAAGGCGCCAAGCGAGCCGGUGAUAUUAAUCGGGCGAGAUGGGUAUUGACAGAAGUGCUCAAGCUCUCCAGGGCUGGACAGGCCUUGAAGGUGACAGUAUGGAAGGAUGGAGCGGACGAGAGCCUUUUGUCGGCCGUUUUCAUGACGUACGCAGCGUGGAAACCAGUCGUAAAGAAGCAGGGACUCAAGCUGAGGACUGGCGGGGAGGCUGAGUUGGGCGAUGCUGCCGCCGAAGCUGCUGUGGACGAUGCGAGCAAAGAAGCAGCUCACCUCGAUGUGGAUGUCUUGCAGGAUGUCCAAGAUGUCGUCACCCAAGAGCCGCUCAUGGACGAACUCACCCUCAACGAGCCUCCUGUCUCGACUCCUACGACACCGUUGUCCAGCGCGGACGCUUUACGCGAGUGUACCUCCCUCUUCAACCGCAUCCUCUCCGACAACGAAGCUGUCCGCGAAGGCAGUAGCGAUUUCCUUCCUUUCAAAAGUGUCCGUCCAUCACCAAGGUUGAUCAAUUCAUAUUUGUCUGUGCACCUGGUGCACGGUACAUCUCUGAUAGGCCUCAAAGAGGUGCAUGACGAGGCUUGGAAGGAUGCUGCUAAAGCGUCCUUGUCUUCCGUCAAGCCCAAUGGGUGGUCAUAUAUGUUCCUCUUGGAGAAAUGUUCUUCUGGAGCUCGAGUCAUAUCUCCUGCUGAACGACCCCUGGCCGUGUCAUGGGGACGAGAGCUCUGGUCUUCUUACCUCUCGUUCUACUCUAUCGCAUCCUCCUAUCUUGAAAGAAACUAUACCGCCGAACACCCUCUUGCCAAAGCUCGCAAGAGGUGGAUUAUGGGCCUUGGAGACAGACAGGUAGAAAGGGUUUGGAAAGCUGCCAUCAAACUGGAGAGUGUGCAUGGGGAUGUGGAUCAGGCGCUCGAGAUCCUGGAAGACUUUGUGAGAAGAUUCCCAGCGGAGGAGAUAAGCCGGUCAUAUCAGCCUAUACCAGAGGCAGGCCUUUCGAUCAGGAUGGCCCUUCCCAGUACCACCCCGGAGGCUGACGUCCCCCCGCUAUUGCUAUUCAGCGAUGUCCAAGCUCUUCAUCAGAGAUUGGUAAAGGAGAAGCGAUUCGGGUCCGUUCGGAGGCUGAAAUGGGUGGUUGAAGGAUAUACAGGAGCGCUAGCCAAGAGGAGGAAAUGGAGGAUGAAGGGGGUAGCACAGGGUAGAGAGAGAAUGGCGGAAAAGAGACACCAACGUGAAACAUAUAGAGCGGUCGAGGGGGAGCACUCGGAAGAAUUGGACUAG